CAAAACAGGAGGGAGUGGGCAGCAGACAACUGCAUGGUUUCAGCUAUUUGUUCAAAUCAGAAUUAGUCCUAUGCUAAAUUACACCCCCCCCCUACACACAUUUUCGCGGACUACUGGACAUAACAUUAUCAGCGUUUAUGACCACUGAUUUAUUAACCAAUGAUGUUCGGGUCGCUCUGGGGCAGGACGCACCUGAACACUGAAAACCACUAGCGGACAGGCUGAGAGAAGGGCGAGGAAAAUAUAAUGGUCAUGGACAAGUCCUCAACAACAUGAAGAAUACAAUCGGUGAAAGCGCUUAAUUUCACGACUACAAUCUGGGUAAUUCCAAGAUGGACAAAUAUCUGUCACCUCCUCAGAAUAUCCCAGACAUCAGACAGCCAUCUUUAACGGAGGACCUUGGUUCCCCAUACAGCAUCAACAUGAGUCCCCUCCUACCUGACGUUACCUACCUGUGCCCCAACCUGUGUCGGCCUAUGAGACCCAUCAAGACAGAGCCUCUCUCCCACUCCCUCAUCCAUCCCAGUUGCCAGUGCAACCCUGGUCCAACAACCCUUCCAGAACACCCUGGGCUUUAUGGCGCUUCAACAGACACAGGAAGUAGUCUGUUCAUUAAACAGGAAAUUCCCUCCCUGGACUUCCCAGACAUUCCGUUGUUCCAGCUGUUGAACUCUGAGCUGGAGCAGCUGGUGCCCGAUCACCCGGUGAACACCAACCUCCAUAGUAGGGUCCCUAUGUCCUCCUUGUCGGUCCCUUUCGGCAACGUCCACAUACCAUCCCCCCAGAUUGUUGUGAAAUCUAUGGGAAGCCCACAACAUUUUGGCAAUCGUCUGACAACCCAGUUUGCAAGCCAUUCGCAGCAGCGACCAGACUAUCUUCCUCCGUCCCCGCCUAACUCUGAGCCAGGGAGCCCAGACAGAGGGAAAGAGCUGAUCCAGAAUCGUUCUCUGCCUUCAUCUUAUGCAGCCAGUAUUGCUUCGAAACUAAGACCUGUUCUUAGGCAAGUCCCAAGCUCUGGUCUAGGACCAGUUCUGAGCAAAUGUCUUAGAUUAGUUCAGAGUCCAGGUCUUGGACAAAGCCAAAGUUCUAGUCUUGGAACAGGCCAGAACCCUGGUGUUGGGCCAGUCUCCCCAAAGUUGGCUCAAUCGGUUCCAGAGAGGUUUAACCGCAGGAAUAACACUGACCUGGAGAGGAGGAGGAUACAUCACUGUGACAUUCCAGGAUGUAAGAAAGUCUACACCAAGUCCUCCCAUUUAAAGGCCCAUUUGCGGACACAUACGGGUAAAUGGAGAGAAGCCGUACCAAUGCUCCUGGGAGGAAUGCGAGUGGCGCUUUGCUCGUUCUGACGAGCUGACACGCCACUUUAGGAAACACACAGGGGCCAAGCCAUUCCAGUGUGUUGUGUGUAACCGCUGUUUCUCCCGGUCUGACCACCUGGCUCUACACAUGAAGAGGCACCGGAGCUAGAGAAGCCCACAUACAGUAUAUCCUUUUUUUUAUUAGAUCAAAGUCAAAUGAAACUUUAUGUUAAAUAUACUUAAGUAAAUCUCAAACUUUCACAAUACUAUUGUGCAGACAAUUGUUUCACAGGAUUAGGCUCUCUGUCCUUACUGAGAAAUAAAUGUGGUGCUGAAACA
Oncorhynchus mykiss (rainbow trout) is the source of this 1637-nucleotide messenger RNA. RefSeq names its product Krueppel-like factor 5. The record is from RefSeq and is a predicted model, not a curated record. Gene Ontology annotation, biological process: regulation of transcription by RNA polymerase II. Gene Ontology annotation, molecular function: DNA-binding transcription factor activity, RNA polymerase II-specific; RNA polymerase II cis-regulatory region sequence-specific DNA binding. NCBI's taxonomy places the organism in Eukaryota, Metazoa, Chordata, Actinopteri, Salmoniformes, Salmonidae.